AUGGCUCACGAUGCUGAGUGUUAUAAAUGAUUAACUACAAUAAAUGGUUAAUCAUUACAUAUUAGUAUUAUAUAUUAAUUCAUGAUUAUUAUGAAAGUAACUCGUGGGAGCAAUCAGGAGCUUCCUAGCCUGCCUCAAAAGCAACGGAGAACUUGUAACGGAGCUGAUAUAUAUAAAAAUAUAUAAGUUGCUCUUCAAACAUAAACUUAGUGUUCAAUAUUUGCCAUGUUUGAAGAAGAUAGGCUGUGUGUGUGUGUGUGUUUUAAACGAUUGCAUUUGAUACGCCGGGCGUAAAAAAAAAAGUUUCUCCAACUUUUAAAACGGAUUAAAAGUCUCCGGGUGUUUAUUGUAAACCGAAGCCUUUGACUUGAUUAACAUUAUUUGAUGUAGCGAUACGUUACUCGAAUUUGCUAAGGAGCUUCUCUUUCCCAUCAGGAUGAGUCGAGACAAGAUCGACGAAUCUCUCCGCGCCGGCGACGAGAUGGAGCUCGCGUCGCAGUCGAGAGCGAGGAGGCUGGCUGUGUCUUGGCCGCAGUCGAUGGAAGAUGAGCAAUCGCUGCAGCGGCUGAGCCAGAAGGUUGCGCUGGAGAGGAAGGAGCGUGACCUGAACGAGCGCAAGUUGCGCGAGGCCACGCGGGAGCUCAUGGACUGUCGCCUGCAGGUGCUCACUCUCGGGAGGGAGUUCAGCAGAAUGCAGGAGAUGGCAAGAAUCUUGUUGUUGAGCGGAAGCCGUCGCGAAGACGAUGACCCAUCAGAGCCCAGGACGCUUCGCAAGGACGAUGGCACGUGGCGCGGCACGCGUGGAGUGGUCGGGUCAGCGGCCUCGGCAGCCUCGGAGGUUCCGGACGACGGCCCCCUCCUCGACACGUCUCCCUCGGCUGUGCGCUCGCUCACGCAGAGGCUGCACUACCUGGAGGCAGAGAACUGUGCCCUAGCGCUUGAAAAUGCAGCCCAGCGUGAGCACUACAGCUGCUGUCUUGAUGAGGUGUCCAAGCAGGUCAUGCAGGCUGUGUUGACGCAGCAGGCUAUGAGGGAGCAAUGUACGGCGCUGAAGGCGCGGCUCAUGAAUGUGGAGCGGCAGAACCGAACCCUGGCCACAAUCCUGCUCGAGACCCUUGGCAUCCCCGCCUGCCCUGGGGGGCUGCAGUGCCACAGACAGCCACGGCUGGCAUUCGAUAAAAGCGGAGCUCUCUUCCCCGGCCGCAAGAGAGGGCGGCACUUUCAUUCAGCCGGCUCUCGUCACGGCGAGGGCCACAGCCCAGCGUCGCCCCGGCCCAGCGUCGACUCGUCGUCCAGUCUCCCGGCGACGGCCCCCAGUUCACUGACAGUCACUAGCGGGGAAGAUUCCAUCACAGGUCAGCACGAGUCCCCUGCUCACGGAAGGCAGAGCGUCGGCGGCAGCACCUCAUCAUCCGACACUGACGCGUCAGUCAGCGACGGCGAAGACACCUUCCGAGACGUGGGCAAUUUCCACGGCGACGAGUUUUCACGCCGCGGAGACGCCUUGUACGGCGAGGGCAUUCAGCUAACGUGGGCAGAGCAGCGCAGCAGGCUGCGCGAUGGCUGCAACCGAUGGCCGGCGAGCAGCAAUCUUCAGCUCGGCAGUCGGGAGCGUGCACAGUUUCUGUUGGAGAAAUGGUCAUGGACCGGAGGAUUACGUUUCACGAAGACGGAGUGCUCUCCAAGGUACCCAGCAGCUCUACCGCCAACCAAUAAACCAUGCACUGCUGUGAGCAGGCACGGUGACAAUAAAGGGCCGUCUGAUGUGGCAUAUUCCGUUAGUUGUGCAUCGUCGGAAUUCCGUGAAUGCCCGGGCGAUGCGCCUGCUGAUGAGAUGCAAGUUGUCGUGGAAGAGGAGGAGGUUGUAAGAAGUAGCUCUGCUGCAAGGCCAAUUAAUAUAUAUUCCCGGUUCCUAAAAUCUCACAAAAAGAGCAGUAAGUUAGACGGGGCAGUGCACAACAUUGCUUUUUGUGAACCCCAGCGUUUCAGGAUAAACGCGCGUGAAUCUCUCCAGGCCGUUUCGGGCAGAAUCUCGGCGAGCGACAUGGAAUGCGUGAACGAAUCCAGUGAAUUGCACUGUGGUCUGCCGGUGUCCAGUCGGAGUGUGACAUCGAGCGCCUACGGUCCGCGAGAUUUUUCGCUGCGUCCCGCGCGCCCUCAAGCGGGACGGAGGAAGACGGCGGCCGCGGCGCACGCAACGCCGAGGUCCGUCGAUGCGAUUUCCAUAGCGGGGAAAGUCAGCGCCCCGCGGCUGGGUGCGGACGAUGCGCCGUGCGCGCCGCGGGCCUCGACCGAGAUCCAUUCCGUGCCCUUGGCCGAGGCGAGCGACGGCGACAGCGCGCAUCGCGGAGGGCGGCACGCGGAUCGCGGCCGCGGUUUGUCCAGGGCGGACAAGCCACAGCUCAGGCCGGCCCUUGGGACACAGAUCGCGAUGGCGAGGAGCCAGAGUUUUAGCAAGCAGCCGACCGAAUCUUCGUCCCUCGGCCCCAGAAUCAGGACUCGCAUCAUCACCGGCACGGCAAGGCGGGCGGAGCUUUACGUCGGCGGCGGCGGCGCUUCGCUCGCCGACGCAUCGCGCUUUGCGGCGGCCGGCGCGCGGGGGGAGAACUUUCACUCGAUGUCCAAGGUGGACGUGAUUUCCAAUCGAAUGACGUUAGAGCACAGGCCUCAGUCAGAGCCUUGUCUGCUCAGGGAGAGUGUGAAGUGUUUUCAGCGGCCUUCGCCACACAACGUUGGCACUCCACAAGCGCUGGCGCCUUCCCGCGAUGCCAACGUGGCCGUGAAGGAAUGCGAAAGUGUCAAUGACAUGGUCUCUGCGCGAGGGGGUGAGUCCAAGUUGACCGUGGAAAAAGGUCAGAGAGAAGAAAGUGACGGAACUGCAAGCAUCAAACACAAAUUAGCUAGAUUGUCUUAUAUAUUUUCAAGAAAAAGCUCAGAGGCCAAUUCCGACAUAAGAUUCCAAUCGAAUGGUGGGACAUGUAGACCAAAAACAGAAUCAAUGUCACCAAAAAGCACGAUUGAGCCACAACAUCGGAUAACGAAUGUCCCCAGGAGCAGCGACGUUCUCGUGCCCAAUUCACCCGAAUGUGCGCCGAGCCCAGCAGACGGGAAGUACAAGGGUGGCGGCAGCCUUGAAAAGGUCAGAGGUCAUCCCGGAUGCAUCAUUAGCUCCACUUUGACGGAGUUGGUGCCCUCAUUCGUGCCUCUGCCAUCCAUCGAGGAAAAAGUCAUGCAGGAGAUCCAGGCGAACGUGCUGAGGCAGUCCAAGAAGCAAAUGCUGACCUCCGUCGGAAGCAAGACGUCUCUGGUGAAGCCCUUCUUCAUCGCGAGCCUCCUGGGCCUUCGCAGGAGCAGGCCUUCGUGCGGCAGGGCGGCGGCACCCCCCGCGGGUAAAGCCACGGCGCCCAAGAGGGCGGGGCGAGACCCGGCGAUGCCGCCGUUGCCACCUCAAGACAAUGAGGAGCGCGCUGUGGAUCGAGCGAAGCCGGGCAAGUGGGUUGAGAUGAGAGGAAGGCCAGCAGCGGCGACGGGGACGGGCGUUGCGCCGGACGCUGGACAGCGGCCGGGCGCAAAUGGAAGUUGGGGAACGAGUGGAGAUCCGGGCGACGCUUCAGACGUGCAAGGAGUUGGGACGAAUACUCCGACAAGGGAUGUGAGGGCAGCGUGUCUUCUCAGUGACAGCGCAGAGGACGCCGGCAAUGGCCAUGCCCGCUCUCGCUUGCCUUCCCAUAAUGCCUUGCUCCUCAAGAAUACCCGCAUUCCCAGCGCCGAUCGACUGGUGAGCUUAUGGCAUGACGUGCGCUGCCAUCCCACUGGCACGUCCACUCUGGGCGUAAAAAACACGCUCAAGCCAGAUAAACACUUUUGAUAAUGAUGAUGAUAAUAAUAAUAGUCCGUGUGCACAUUGAUACACCAAGCAGAUCCGCCUUUUCUUCCUCCUCAAUCCUACAUAUUUUCCACACGUGCACAGCCGCGUGUGUUCAUGUGGAGAGCCGUCUGAAGUACUCGGGGGAGACGGAACAUUGCAUUUUAGUUUUUGUUUCCACCCAUUACUUCAUCUGUCAGCAUUUCAAGUAAACAUUUGAAGAUUGAAUCUUUAACAAAGUAGAUGUAAAAAAAAAUUAUCUUCGCAGUUGUGGCCGAAACGUCGUGAAUUUUGUUGUUUUAUUUUUUACCUACGUGACUUUACCGAAUAGAACCAA
Petromyzon marinus (sea lamprey) is the source of this 4202-nucleotide messenger RNA. Lineage: Eukaryota; Metazoa; Chordata; Hyperoartia; Petromyzontiformes; Petromyzontidae. The record is from RefSeq and is a predicted model, not a curated record.